AUGCACUCCCCCAGGAAAGGUUCCAAUAGAGUGACCUAUGGGGUUGUCCUGGCACUAUUUAGCAAAGAGCGCGAUGUUUUGAAGGCACCGCACCAAGAGCAAGAAAAACGUUUGAGCGCCGAACAGCCAACGAAGCAAGGCCAACAUCGCCAAGUGGACCAUGAUGCCGCACAGGUAGACAUCGCUCGGUAUGCACCGAGCUCUCCAAAAGCAAAGAAAAACAGACUGUAA
Messenger RNA from Akanthomyces muscarius, 231 nucleotides. RefSeq lists its product as uncharacterized. Bases 1 to 231 code for a protein of 76 amino acids. The record is from RefSeq and is a predicted model, not a curated record. NCBI's taxonomy places the organism in Eukaryota, Fungi, Ascomycota, Sordariomycetes, Hypocreales, Cordycipitaceae. The transcript is spliced from 3 exons.